GAUGGGUAAAGAAUGCCGAUGGUUAUGGUACUUAUCAUCCUUACGGACUGAGGGUUCAAAAAAGAUUCGAAGAUGAAGGUUUAGAUGUUGAGGUUACUGUUAGUGGUGUUCCCGGUGAAUGUGUUGUCCAAUCUAUGGAAGAAAGACUAAAGCAUGAAUUAGAACAACCGGGUAAAUGGUAUGACUGGGUCGUCAUCCUAGGAGUAUUGGGAGUAACGAUUCCUGAAUUUGAAUGGGAUCUUGUAAAUCAUCUUGAUUAUCAGCGUCGUAUAGUAAACGAACACCUAAACGUGUACAAUAACAGCACCACAAGGAAUGCAUACACACUCUUCCUCCUUGACAAAUUUUUCCCUAUGCAUUCUUUAACAACUGAACAGCGUAGAAUUUUUUGGGAUCAUGAUGGUAUUCAUCCCACAGAGGACGGUUAUAGUUUAAUGGGUGAUAUG
Molecule: messenger RNA, 446 nt
Organism: Racocetra persica
Lineage: Eukaryota; Fungi; Glomeromycota; Glomeromycetes; Diversisporales; Gigasporaceae
Source: the annotation of a GenBank genome assembly